AUUUCAAUUUGGUAUGUUGUUGGGUGAGAGGCUUGCUGGUUAUAAUGUUGCAAAUGUAUAUGAUUAGUCUAAGCACAGCUUAGACUGGAGAUGUUUGAUCAAGUUUGAAGCACAUGGAAUACUACUUACCUGAGAGAAUUCCUAUGUAUGCGUCUGUGUGAGUGUGUCUAUGUAUGCGUCUGUGUGUGUGUGUGUGUGUAUUGGAUAAUGUACACUACGUAUCUAUGUAUGUAUCCAUGAGUCUAUAUAACCCUAUAUAUGUAUCUAGGCCUAUGCAAGUAAAUCUUUAUUUAUCUAUGUUUAUACCUAGGCCUACUAACCUAGGUCUACGAAUGUAGAUCUACAUGUACGUAUCUAGUCCUAUGAAUCUUUCUAUGAAGGUAUCACUCGCUGAGUGUCUAGCCAUACCAACCUAUCACUGUUUUUAUGACUGACAGGAGAAUCACUGCCGGAGGAUUAAGAUUCUGGGGGACUGUUAUUACUGUGUAUCCGGCCUGACACAACCCAAGACAGACCACGCUCACUGUUGUGUGGAGAUGGGCCUGGACAUGAUUGAUACCAUCACGUCGGUGGCUGAGGCCACAGAGGUGAACCUGAACAUGCGCGUGGGCUUGCACACAGGCCGUGUGCUGUGUGGUGUGCUGGGCCUUAGGAAGUGGCAGUACGACGUGUGGUCCAACGACGUCACCCUGGCUAACGUGAUGGAAGCUGGGGGACUCCCUGGCAAAGUCCACAUCACCAAAGCCACCCUGGAGUGUCUCAACGGAGACUACGAGGUGGAGCCGGGCAACGGCCAUGAACGGAACGCCUUCCUUCUCAAGCACGAGAUCGAAACGUUCUUCAUCGUGCCAUCGCACCGACGGAAGAUAUUCCCGGGACUGAUUCUCUCGGAUAUCAAACCGGCCAAGAAGAUGAAGUUCAAAACAGUGUGCUACUUGCUGGUGCAGCUCAUGCACUGUCGCAAGAUGUUCAAGGCUGAGAUUCCCUUCUCCAACGUCAUGAACUGUGAGGACGGGGACAAGCGGCGGGCGAUGCGCUCUGCGCCGGAGAAGCUGAGGAACCGCAACAAGGCCAACCAGCCCAACCCCGUCCAGGCCAGCCCCAGGACCAGGGUCAACCGCUACAUCGGCCGGCUGAUCGAGGCCAGGCAGACCGAGUCCGACACGGCUGACCUCAACUUCCUCACCCUCAUGUAUAAAUGCUCAGAGCGAGAGCAGAGGUACCACCAGCUUCCUGAUGAGUACUUCACCAGCGCCGUGGUCCUCUCCCUGAUCCUGGCGGCCCUGUUUGGCCUGGUCUACCUUCUCAUCAUACCCCAGGGUUUGGUCAUUCUUGUCCUCCUGGUCUUCUGCAUCUGUUUCCUAAUUGCGUGUAUCAUGUACCUCUACGUCACUAAAGUACAGUGUUUUCCGGGGUGCCUCACCAUCCAGAUCCGCACGGCUCUGUGUACCCUCAUCGUGCUCCUGAUCAACGCCGUGGCCCAGGCCUGCGUGGUGGGCUGCAUGCCCUGGGUGUGGGGGGGCUCCGACAUCAACGGCAACGGCUCCAUCCUCGUCCUGGAUGAAGGGUCCGGUGCCGGCGGCGACGGCAGUGGCGUCGGUGGUGUCGGCGUCGGCGGCGUUGGGGUCGCCAACCAGACCAUGGGCGAGCUGCCGUGCGACGGCGCCCGCUACGCCUUCCUCUCCUGCGUGGUGGGCAUGCUGACGCUGGCGCUCUUCCUGCGCGUCUCCUGGGUGCCCAAGGUGGCGCUGACGCUGCUGCUGGCCGUGCUGUACGUCGCCGCGCUGGAGCUCAGCGGCUACCGGAAGAUCGUCGGCGGGGGGUCCCUCUACGUUCGCGGCUGUGAGCCCAUCCUCUCCCUGCUGCUGUUCACCAGCGCCCUGGCCUUCCACUCCCGACAGCUGGACCUCAAACUGCGCCUGGACUUCCUGUGGGCCGUGCAGGCGGAGGAGGAGCGGGACGGCAUGGAGAAGGUGAAGCUGGACAACAGGAGGAUCCUCUUCAACCUGCUGCCGGCCCACGUGGCCCAGCACUUCCUGCAGUCCAACCCCAGGAACAUGGACUUGUACUAUCAGUCCUACGCACAAGUGGGCGUCCUGUUCGCCUCCAUCCCAAACUUCAAUGACUUCUACAUCGAGCUCGACGGCAACAACAUGGGAGUGGAGUGCCUGAGACUGCUCAACGAGAUCAUAGCUGACUUUGACGAGCUCAUGGAUAAAGAGUGCUAUAAAGACAUAGAGAAGAUCAAGACCAUUGGAAGCACCUACAUGGCAGCUGUGGGUCUCCUUCCCACCAUCGGUACAAAGGCUAAGAAGUCUGGGUACGACCACCUGAGCACCAUCGCAGACUAUGCCAUAGAGAUGUUCGAUGUUCUGGACGAGAUCAACUACCAGUCAUACAAUGAUUUUGUUCUUCGUGUGGGUAUCAAUGUGGGCCCUGUGGUGGCAGGGGUCAUCGGAGCCAGGAGGCCCCAGUAUGAUAUCUGGGGGAACACGGUGAACGUGGCCAGUCGUAUGGACAGCACUGGAGUCCCUGGGAAGAUACAGGUGACUGAGGAGGUGUACCGCAUGCUCAACAACAACUACGACCUGGUGUGCCGCGGCAAGGUCAGCGUCAAGGGCAAGGGCGAGAUGCUCACCUACUUCCUGGAGGGCAAGGUGCAGGGCGUCGGCACGGCGACCACCUCCUCGGUGAUGCGCUCCGUCAGCCUGGCGCGGCGGAUACACUCGUGCGGCAAGGCCAGCGUCCAGACCAACCUGGAGAGUGUGUCCUCCAUGGCCAGCCUGACCGUCCACUCCGCCAUCGGGGGCAGCAGCGGGCAGCUACCGUCCUUCGUCGCCGGGGGCAACAGUAGCAGCAGCAGCCCAGGUCCCGCCAGGGGCCUGCCGUCCACCUGCGUGUCGGUGGUGGACGAGGACGAGGAAGAGGAGGGCGCGGGGAAAGGGUCGGGCGGCGUGGGAGCCAAGGGGGUCGUGGUGGAGAUGGUCGGGGGGGGGGCGGUGUAGGUG
Gadus morhua (Atlantic cod) is the source of this 3008-nucleotide messenger RNA. Its product is annotated as adenylate cyclase type 1. The record is from RefSeq and is a predicted model, not a curated record. Bases 537 to 3005 code for a protein of 822 amino acids. The transcript has 16 exons. Gene Ontology annotation, molecular function: adenylate cyclase activity. NCBI's taxonomy places the organism in Eukaryota, Metazoa, Chordata, Actinopteri, Gadiformes, Gadidae. Gene Ontology annotation, biological process: adenylate cyclase-activating G protein-coupled receptor signaling pathway; intracellular signal transduction; cAMP biosynthetic process. Gene Ontology annotation, cellular component: plasma membrane.